Molecule: messenger RNA, 612 nt
Organism: Acanthosepion pharaonis
Lineage: Eukaryota; Metazoa; Mollusca; Cephalopoda; Sepiida; Sepiidae
Source: the annotation of a GenBank genome assembly
AUGGCUGUCUAUCUCUGUCACUGCAGUUAUCUCUCCGCUUCUCUCAUCUCUCUCUCUCUCUUGCUUUCUGUUAUCUUCUCUCUCUCUCUCUCUCUUUUCUGUCUAUCACACGCACACAUACACUUAUCUCUUAACGUUUACUAUAUUUAUUUCUUCUUUCAAUUUCAAGAUUUGCUAUUCCUUUCUCGAUCUUUCGCCCCCUUUCUCUUCUCUUUUUAUUUCGUUAUCUUUCUCUUACAUUUUUUUCAGAACGCUUUUCUCUGUUCUCUCUAUAUUUGUUCCUGCUUCCAUCUUUCUGCAUGUCUGUUUCUAUCUCCCUUCUCUCUAUAUAUCUGUUUCUAUCACUCUCUCUUUCUCUCUAUCUCUCUCUCUCUACAUAUGUUUGUAUCUCCUUUCUUUCUAUAUACCUGUUUCUAUCUCCCUCUUUCUCUCUAUCUCUCUCUCUAUAUAUAUCUGUUCCUAUCUUCUCCUUUCUACAUAUCUGUUUCUAUCUCCAUUUAUCUGUUCUCUCUCUCUCUCUUAAUCUCUUUCACUAUAUCUCUCUCUUUCUCUAACUGUCACUUUCUCUUUCACUCUCUCUGUCACUAUACCUCUCUGUUUCGCUCAAGCUAA